AUGACCAACCCUAGUGAAGACAGUGGUUGUCUCUCCGUUCUAUCUUCUUGCUUCAAGAGACGAGGCAAACCGCGACCAGGUCCUUCCGAGUGCCCAAAUCAACUAGCCCCUUUGGUGUCAUCCGCAACGCAGGUGACCGAGCUGUCGUCGCUCAAUCCAGCUAACGAUGAAACAUCUGCCUCGACGAACCCCGAGAUCCAAACCCCGGCUUUCUUGGAAGAAAGCUCGUCUGCGCCGUCAGCUGUUAACGUUAAAGACAAGCCAGCUUCCGUCACCCCUAUUACUGAUCAAGAAUCAGCAACAACAGACCGCGCUGCGGCAACAGUUGAUCUGUGGCAAGAAGCGUACAACAAGGUGGAUGAGAAUACUCGUAAAUGGAUCGACAGUAUUCCGGGUGCUGCUAAUGCCAAAGACCCCGUAAAAGAGCUGGUGGAAUUGGUCCGAUUGAGGGAGGAGAAACAUGGGAAAUGGGCGCCGAAGCUCACGAUCGGCGGCCGUCAAAUAUGGAGGGAUUACGCGAGCAGAGUCAUCUCUUUAUUGACUGCAAUCGGAGACAUUGCCGUCACAGUUGCCCCGGCGCCUUCUUCAACCGUGUGGUCAGCGGUCAAGAUGCUUCUGAAGCUCAGGCUUGCGAGGCUAAAGCAAGCUCUGAACAUCGAGGCUUGA
Messenger RNA from Colletotrichum chrysophilum, 666 nucleotides. RefSeq lists its product as uncharacterized. The transcript is spliced from 2 exons. Lineage: Eukaryota; Fungi; Ascomycota; Sordariomycetes; Glomerellales; Glomerellaceae. The record is from RefSeq and is a predicted model, not a curated record. The coding region runs from base 1 to 666 and encodes 221 amino acids.